AUGGAUUUCGUCGAAAUAAACGAUGAAAUUUCAAAUCAACCAGAAGAAGAUGAACAGAAUUUUGAUAUUUCCAAAAGUUUUCGAGAAAAUCUCUCAUUCUUAUUAUCCUCUGAAUUUCCGGAUCAAAUGGAAAAACGAAAUGAGAAUUCAGUGUUUUUGAGACCGAUUUGUAUUGAUGCUAUUGAUGUUAGUUGUAGGUAGGAAUCUUGAUUAAUUUUUUAAUUAAUCAAUCAAUUUAUUAAACUCUUAAAUUAAAGGUUUAAUCGGCGAGUUCGAAAAAAUCUCGAUGUUCUUCCAAGCGAUCAGAAUCUAUUGAAUGUUCGUGCAAUUACGAUAACUCUUUGGUAUUUUAUAUCUCGUGGACAUACAGCUCUCGCAUUUUUGCCUUCAACACUUCGAGAAUAUGCUGUCAAGUGUACUGAUCCACAUGAAUUAUUUUUGUUAGCAAAGAUGGAUUUGAUCACUUUUGAGAAUAGUGAGACAGUUUUCCACGUCAUAGUAAUCAAAUUUCAAAACAUCUAUUUUCAGAAGUUUCGAUAACUCCAAUAGAAUUUUCAAAAUCAAUCGCAAGUUGUGCUGAAACAAGUAAUGGAAUAAUUGUUGGAAGUCGCAAAAAAUACGCGUCUCUAACUAAAAAAUUUCCGAUCUUGAUCAAUCUGCUCACAAAUUCAUUUUUCCGCGCCUCAUUUUCGAAAAAUGUGAAAGAAUUCAAAAAAUCGAAAUCGACUAAUAUUCGAAUGAUUUUAGAAUUGGAUGAGAUUCCCGGAAAUGAUUCGAUCGCUUUUCAAUUGCCAGCUAUUGAUCAAUUAUUUGUGAUGAAUAAAAUAUCGAAAUUGAUUGGAGAUGGUGAGAAUUUUGACAAUUUGAUGCUCUAGGAGAGGAUACUUGUCAAAGUGAAAGUGAACUGGGCUCUCUAGAACUUCUGACCUGUGAAUUUUCUAGGCUCGGCUACUUGACACUUAGGUUCUCUAGGUACAGCUGCUUGAUAGAAUGCAUCUUUAGACGCCGGCCUAAACAGCUUCUUUAGGCGUGGAUAAUCUAGGUGCAAAAUUCUUAUUUUUCCAGAAAAAAUGCUGAAACACUGCUCAUCGCUACGAAUAAAUCUUGAACAAAUCUGUUCAGAAUCCACCAAAGUUCUAAAAACCAAAAAAUCAUUACCAUCAAAAUUAAUGCAUAAAAGUACAAUUCAAUCAAAUAUCUAUAAUCACAAUGAUCCAUAUUUACCCGAAUAUGUUGCACCGCCACCGCCGAAAAUACUAGAUUUAAAAAAGAAGAGUCGAAUUGGACACAAGAAUUCGAUUUAUCGAGUUGGUGGAGAAAUAAAAAUUGAGAAUCAGGAAAUAUCAUUGAAAGGACCAUUGAUUGAAGCAUUGACUGCGAUUUUUGGAGCGGAAAAAGCGGUGAAACUUGUUGAAGAUAAUCCGAAUAUUGAUGAUAUUAAUGAGUUAGUUGAACUUGCUUGGUGAAAAUGAUUUUUGUUUUGUUAUGAAUUUUAUUUAUUAAUGAAAAUUAUAUUUGAAAAUCUUGUUCUCCACAAUUAUCUCAAACAGUUCUAGAACUUCGUUGAAAAAAUUCAACGAAAAACAAAAUAUCGGUUUUUGUUGAAAAAAUUCAACGAAAAACAAAAUAUCUGUUUCUGUUGAAAAUUUUUUUCAAUGAAGCUCAAAUUUCACCUGUUAGGUUUGCCCCCCCUCCCUCCCCUAACCUCAAAAUAAACUAACUUGACUGGCCCGUUCCGUGAAAAUUUGUUGAUCUCUUCGAAUGUCCUGUCCAAACGAAAUAUCUUCUUGUUCGGAAGUCUGAAACUUCUACAUUCUUUUUCUCAAAAUUUUUGCCUAUUCUUAAACUUACAUCAGAAAAUGAAAAUUGUUGAUUUCAUGGGACCGCUGCAUUCUGUGACUGUUGUCUCUAAAAAAAUAAGAAAAUUAAAAAAUGUACCAAAUCACUCCAUUAAUAACUUUUUCUACAAAAAAUAAAAAUGUCGUGCAACAAAAUAAAAAGAAAACCAACGAUACUCCGCGUGCACGUUGUUUAGUUUAUUUUUUUUGUUUUUUUGCAGGGUAGAUGAGAGAGUGUGGGAAAUGGAGAGAGAGUUAGAGAGAGAGAGAGAUAUAUAUAUAUAUAUAUGUUUUUUAUUUGAAAAGAAAUUAUUUAUUGAACGUUUUUUUUUGAACUGAAUCAUUUUUCUGGUUUUUUCAGAGCAGAAAAUGUUAUUAAUGGAGUGAUUUGGUACAUUUUUUUUAUUUUCUUAUUUUUUCAGAGACAACAGUCACAGAAUGCAGCCGUCCCAUAAAAUCAACAAUUGUCAUUUUCUGAUGUAAGUUUAAGAAUAGACGAAAAUUUUGAGAAAAAGAAUGUCAAAGUUUCAGGCUUCCGAACAAGAAGAUGUUUCGUUUCGACAGGAUAUUCAAAGGAUUCAACAACUUUUCGGAACGGGCCAGUCAAGUUAGUUUAUUUUGA
Caenorhabditis angaria is the source of this 2460-nucleotide messenger RNA. NCBI's taxonomy places the organism in Eukaryota, Metazoa, Nematoda, Chromadorea, Rhabditida, Rhabditidae. The record is from the annotation of a GenBank genome assembly.